GUGGCGCUGCGCUGUGUUCAGCUCUGAGUGCUGCUGAGCUCUCGAAGAAAACAGUGUACGACACACCCCUGGGAUCAGAUCAGCCGCUCUGGUGUCCUUCAGCUCUGACUGGCAGCCUUUAUUUCACUAAGCAACAUGUCCAUCUUGAAGAUCCAUGCUCGUGAAAUUUUUGACUCCAGAGGAAACCCCACAGUAGAAGUGGACCUUUACACAGAAAAAGGCCUGUUUCGAGCUGCCGUUCCUAGUGGAGCAUCCACUGGCAUUUAUGAAGCUUUGGAACUGAGGGACAAUGAUAAGUCACGCUACUUGGGCAAAGGUGUCUCAAAGGCUGUUGAGCAUGUCAAUCAAACAAUUGCACCAGAACUGAUUGCUCAGGGAUUCUCUGUAGUUGAACAAGAGACGAUUGACCAGUUCAUGCUAGAACUGGAUGGAACAGAUAACAAAUCUAAAUUUGGCGCUAAUGCCAUCCUGGGUGUGUCCCUGGCUGUUUGCAAGGCAGGAGCUGCAGAGAAAGGUGUUCCACUGUAUCGCCAUAUUGCUGACCUUGCAGGAAAUCCAGAGGUCAUCCUGCCAGUUCCGGCGUUUAAUGUGAUAAACGGUGGCUCCCAUGCGGGUAAUAAGCUGGCCAUGCAGGAGUUCAUGAUCCUGCCAGUGGGAGCCAGUAGCUUUAAGGAGGCCAUGCGCAUUGGUGCUGAGGUAUACCACAACCUGAAGAACGUCAUUAAAGAGAAGUAUGGCAAAGAUGCCACCAAUGUGGGAGAUGAGGGUGGAUUUGCCCCAAACAUCCUGGAGAAUAAAGAAGCGCUGGAGCUUCUGAAGAGUGCCAUCAGUAAAGCAGGAUACACAGAAGAGAUUGUGAUUGGCAUGGACGUGGCAGCAUCAGAAUUCUAUCGUGAUGGAAAAUAUGAUCUGGACUUCAAGUCACCUGAUGACCAAAGCCGUUACAUCAGCUCUGAUGAGCUUGGGGAUCUUUACAAAAGCUUUGUGCAGGAAUAUCCAGUGGUGUCCAUCGAGGACCCGUUUGACCAGGAUGACUGGCAGGCCUGGACUAAUUUUACUGGCAGUACUGACAUUCAAGUAGUGGGAGAUGACCUGACAGUUACCAACCCUACACGCAUUUCCAAAGCAGUGGAGGAGAAGGCCUGCAACUGUCUGUUGCUCAAAGUGAACCAGAUUGGCUCUGUAACCGAGUCUUUGCAGGCCUGUAAGAUGGCCCAGUCCAGUGGCUGGGGUGUGAUGGUCAGCCAUCGUUCAGGAGAGACAGAGGACACCUUCAUUGCUGAUUUGGUGGUGGGCCUGUGCACUGGACAGAUCAAAACAGGAGCACCCUGCCGUUCUGAGCGCCUGGCCAAAUACAACCAGAUCCUCAGAAUUGAGGAGGAACUUGGCGAUAAGGCUCGCUUUGCAGGGAAAAGCUUCAGAAACCCACUGAACUGAGGCUGAGCUGAAUACGCUUCAAUUCAGUUAGCACAGUAUACAGUAACUUGUAUGCUUGCAGUCCAUCGAGUAAAGUAGAAUGUAUACCUGUAGAAAGAUGUAUCUUUCUGUGAGAAAAACUACUGAAAUAGGAAAUAUAAGCAUUAUUUAUGAAUGUGGUCAAAUUUACUGAUGAUUGUAUUUAUGUAGAGCUAAUUAAAUGUCCGUGUAUUUGAGAAUCCUGUGGAUGUGGCAGUGGGUAGGAUUAAAUAAAGGUUUACCUCAGAAACUGA
This is a messenger RNA of Pygocentrus nattereri (red-bellied piranha), 1709 nucleotides long. RefSeq names its product enolase 1b, (alpha) (gene eno1b). Gene Ontology annotation, biological process: glycolytic process. Bases 136 to 1437 code for a protein of 433 amino acids. Gene Ontology annotation, molecular function: magnesium ion binding; phosphopyruvate hydratase activity. Gene Ontology annotation, cellular component: phosphopyruvate hydratase complex. Lineage: Eukaryota; Metazoa; Chordata; Actinopteri; Characiformes; Serrasalmidae. The record is from RefSeq and is a predicted model, not a curated record. The transcript has 12 exons.